AUGGCAGAGCCCGCAUCGGCGCAGGCAGUGGCGCCACCGCCCACGUCUCCCCGGCCGCGCCGCACGAGCGUGUUUGCGAACGACUCCACCGUGGUCAAGGCCCGCUUCGACAAGCUGACGCUGACGCAGUGGUUCAAGGACAUGGACAAGGACGGGAACGGCUCUGUGGACAAGAAGGAGUGGCUCGGCUUCAUGCGGAGCAACCCGCAGCUGAGGCAGUUUCUGCUGCGCGGGGACGCCUUGCCGCAGCAGGGCGCGUGCCCCACGGACGCGGCCCAGAGAAUGCAGGAUGACGCGAGGGAGUUCAGGAGGCUCCUGCAGAUUUGGCGGGACAUCGACACGGACAAGAACGGCACGCUGGAGUUCGAGGAGUUUGUCGACUUCUUCCGACAGAGCGGCAACCUCCUGGAAUACGCGCUCCCCGACAACCCUAAAGAGCGGCUCGCCACCAUCCUGGUCGAGAUGACUGACAGGAGCAACCGGGGGAGCGAGGACCACUUGGGGGAGAGUGUUGCCGUCAGCGAAGAGGUUCUCGAGGAGUUCGAGCACCUCACGAGGUCUACCCUUCACGGCCAGAGACGGCGAAGCCUCGAGGCCGAGGCCGUGAAGCAGAUGAGCAGGGAGAGCCAGGUGGCAGCGAGGAUCGAGCGCCGGCACUCCAUCUGCACGGCCCUGCAGACGCCCCGGGGGCGCGGCAGCGACGCCUGCGGCGACGCGGCGAGCCCGGGCGGCUCCCCGCUCGCGGGCCGGGCGGCGACCAGCGACCUCUCUCAGCUGGGCCGCCUCCUCUUCCGCCACUGA
Molecule: messenger RNA, 801 nt
Organism: Prorocentrum cordatum
Lineage: Eukaryota; Dinophyceae; Prorocentrales; Prorocentraceae
Source: the annotation of a GenBank genome assembly